AUGGAGGCAUUUCCGGCCGAUAAUCUGCACAUCGAAAGAAAGGUUAUGUCCCGGGAGCAAGGCGACAAGAUUAUCGAUGGAGUUGUUGGCUUCACCAAUCUCGAUCAGUCAUUCAAGGACAAUGCCUUGAUCGCCAUCAUGACCCACGAUCCAGAACACGAGCGCAGUAUUGUCACAUUGACGACAAUCAACACUAAAAGCGCCUCCAACACCACCGCAUUCUACGGUUUCAAGAGUAUCCCAUCGUUAGCCCCGAUUACGAAGGAGUCACAAAGUCUCUCACAAUCUGCCAAUCGAACUCAACUGUCUGGUCAAUAUCGGAGUGCUGGAGCUGGAUCUCUACUCGUCGUCAAUGACCCAAAGGUCAUACGUUACGCUUACGAUCAGUAUGAUGACCUUGUAAAGGACAUGAAGACCCUCCUCGGUCCUAAGACCUUCACCACAAUCCUUGACUUGCAGCCAUUCCAGUCUUAUAUGUCAUCAUAUGGAGGAGCGAUGCAAGCCUCAAAAUCAUCCAGUAAAUUCAAAGCAACUCUGGGAGAAGAGAACAUUGGCAACUGUCUGGCCAUUAGGGGUCUUGUCUUCCAGCUUGCUGUCUUCACGUUCUUUAUGGUCGUAACAGGAACUUUCCAUCUUGGAUUCCACCGUCGACCAACGACAAGUUCUGCUACUGCGCAGGUUCCUUGGCGUCAGUUCAUAUAUGUGCUUUACAUCGGAAGCGUUCUGAUCAUAACCUGA
This is a messenger RNA of Fusarium sp. VM40, 738 nucleotides long. The record is from the annotation of a GenBank genome assembly. NCBI's taxonomy places the organism in Eukaryota, Fungi, Ascomycota, Sordariomycetes, Hypocreales, Nectriaceae.